CAACAUCCAUACAGUUAAACCCGAAUUAUAUUACUCUUACUUAAGUCAUUUCAUCCACGAAUCUCUCAUCCCUAAGAAGAAAUGGAAAAGAUCCAGCACAGCCAUGUAGAAGUAAGAGGACUCAAGCUUCAUGUAGCCCAGAUUAAUGUCACCGGUAAAAAGGCGGUGAUGUUCUUGCAUGGGUUCCCUGAAAUAUGGUAUACGUGGAGGCACCAGAUGAUUGCUGCUGCAAACGCUGGUUACCGAGCAAUAUCCAUAGAUUUCAGGGGCUAUGGACUGUCUGAACAGCCUGCUGAGCCAGAAAAUGCUACUUUCAAAGACCUUGUUGAUGAUGUUAUUGGCCUUCUUGACUCUCUGGGAAUCAAUAAGGCUUUUAUUGUUGGAAAGGACUUCGGAUCCAUGCCGUCAUACCUAGUGGCAGCUGUCCACCCAGAAAGGGUGAUAGGCGUCAUAACACUUGGUGUUCCUUUCUUAAUACCUGGUCCUUCCGCCAUCCAAAAUCACCUCCUUCCUGAAGGCUUCUACGUAACGAGGUGGCAGGACCCAGGAAGGGCAGAAGCGGAUUUUGGCCGUUUUGAUGUGAAGACAGUGAUAAGGAACAUCUAUCUUCUCUUCUCAGGAAGUGAGGUUCCCAUAGCAGCAGAGGGUCAAGAAAUCAUGGACUUGUAUGACCCAUCUACUCCUCUGCCACCAUGGUUCUCCGAGGAAGAUCUCUCAGUCUAUGCAUCCUUAUAUGAGAAAUCUGGAUUCCGUUUUGCAUUGCGGGUUCCCUACAGGAGUUUAACAGUGGACUGUGGCAUAACUGACCCAAAAGUCAAAGCUCCAUCGCUGCUAAUUAUGGGUGAGAAGGACUAUGUUUUGAAAUUUCCAGGAAUGGAGGAUUAUAUAAGAAGUGGGACGGUUAAGCAAUUUGUACCUGAUUUAGAAAUCAAAUUCAUGCCAGAAGGGAACCAUUUUGUCCAUGAACAGCUUCCAAAGCAAGUGAAUGAGCUCAUCAUCACCUUCCUCAACAAACAUAAUUAGUGUCCGAUGAGGAUACUGUUUACUAGUACCUAGAAAUUAGAGUGCAUCUUUGGGAAUAAGCAGUGUAACCCUCUUUCACGUGUGAGUUUGUCAUCAAGAUGCGUUUACUUGAAUCUUGAAAAUGGUUCUAAAACUUUAUAUAUAUAUAUAUAUAUAUAUAUUAUAUAUGAACUUGGAUUUCCUGCAUUUAGAUGGAAAUGAUUCAACCAAGUUAUCCAAGCACUGUUGAUUGUUGGUUGAGAGUUUGAAGACUAGUGUUUGAUGAAGUGUGUUCUUUUUUUUUUUUUUUUUUUCUAAGAUGAAGUGUUUGUUUUGCCUUACCAUAGAUGAGAUUGAGGCAAUGUAUGUAUUUAUAAUAAGUUCUGUUACAAGAAUAAUAAUUUGAAUACAAGAUCAUGAAGGAUGUCUUACAAGUUAAAUGAAUUUAAGGUUAGGAUUGGCACCGUUGUAGUUAGAUGCGCCGCCACCCCUACCUUUGCUUUUUCUGAA
Messenger RNA from Carya illinoinensis, 1512 nucleotides. RefSeq names its product bifunctional epoxide hydrolase 2-like. The record is from RefSeq and is a predicted model, not a curated record. The coding region runs from base 82 to 1023 and encodes 313 amino acids. NCBI's taxonomy places the organism in Eukaryota, Viridiplantae, Streptophyta, Magnoliopsida, Fagales, Juglandaceae. Gene Ontology annotation, molecular function: hydrolase activity. The transcript is spliced from 5 exons.